Eucalyptus grandis is the source of this 1524-nucleotide messenger RNA. RefSeq names its product ammonium transporter 2 member 5. Gene Ontology annotation, molecular function: ammonium channel activity. The transcript is spliced from 3 exons. Gene Ontology annotation, biological process: ammonium transmembrane transport. NCBI's taxonomy places the organism in Eukaryota, Viridiplantae, Streptophyta, Magnoliopsida, Myrtales, Myrtaceae. The record is from RefSeq and is a predicted model, not a curated record. Gene Ontology annotation, cellular component: plasma membrane. The coding region runs from base 1 to 1434 and encodes 477 amino acids.
AUGAGCCUCCCAGAGAACCUCCUCCCCAACGAAGCGAACCCGGCAUGGAUGAACAAGGCCGACAACGCGUGGCAGCUGACGGCGGCGACGCUGGUCGGCAUGCAGAGCGUGCCGGGCCUCGUGAUCCUGUACGGGAGCAUCGUGAAGAAGAAGUGGGCCGUGAACUCGGCCUUCAUGGCGCUGUACGCAUUCGCGAGCGUGCUCGUUUGCUGGGUCGGGUGGGGCUACCGCAUGUCCUUCGGGGACAAGGGCAUCCAAUUCCUGGGCAUGCCCAACGUCGCGCUCGACCAGAAGUUCCUCCUCGACCAAACCUUCGGCGGCUACAAGUUCCCCAACGCGACCAUGGUGUACUUCCAGUUCGUGUUCGCCGCGAUCACGCUGAUCCUGAUCGCCGGGGCGCUGCUGGGGCGGAUGAACUUCCACGCCUGGAUGCUGUUCGUGCCUCUUUGGUUGACGUUUUCGUACACGAUCACGGCGUACAGCAUAUGGUCCCCGAACGGUUGGCUGUCUAAGAAGGGAAUCAUCGAUUACUCGGGUGGCUAUGUGAUCCAUCUCUCUUCUGGUGUGGCCGGCUUCACUGCAGCUUUCUGGGUUGGGCCGAGGGCGACCAAGGAUAGGGAGAGGUUCCCUCCCAACAACAUCCUCCUCAUGCUCGCUGGCGCCGGGCUGCUGUGGAUGGGAUGGACCGGGUUCAACGGCGGGGACCCGUACAGCGUCAGCAUCGACGCGUCCCUGGCUGUCCUCAACACCCACGUGUGCACGGCCACGAGCCUGCUGACGUGGCUCCUGCUCGACAUCCUCUUCUUCGGGAAACCCUCCGUUAUCGGCGCCACCCAGGGCAUGAUCACCGGCCUAGUUUGCAUCACUCCUGCCGCAGGAGUUGUGCAGGGUUGGGCGGCGAUCCUAAUGGGGAUCAUGUCCGGGAGCAUCCCGUGGUACACUAUGAUGGUGCUCCACAAGAAGCUAUCGCUCCUCAAGCAGGUCGACGACACGAUGGCCGUGUUCCACACCCAUGCCGUCGCUGGCAGCCUCGGCGGCAUCCUCACAGGCUUCUUCGCCGAGCCCAAGCUCAACCGCCUCUUCUACAACGCCACCGACUGGCAGCACUACUGCGGCCUCGCCUACGGGCUUCAGAUGGGCCGCCCUGGGGCCGGGUUCAAGCAGAUGGGCAUCCAAAUCCUGGGCAUUGUUUACGUGGUCGUCAUCAAUGUGAUCAUGACGAGCUUGAUAUGCUUGGUAGUGAGGGCGAUCGUGCCGCUGAGGCUGGCCGAGGACGAGUUGCAAGCCGGGGAUGACGCGAUCCAUGGUGAGGAGGCCUACGCCCUGUGGGGCGACGGAGAGAAGUUCGAGUCCUCCAAGUACAAUUCGGUCCAUGGCAUCGAUGAGUUCCCGUCGGUGGUGCCUAAAGCCGGAGGCGAACUGCAAAUGGUUUAAUCAGAAGAGAUCGAUCGAUGUCAUGGGAAUCAGAUGAAUUUGGCAAUGUUCCAAGUCUUUUGUUUCGCUGUCUGUUCUAAGGGAGUGACA